Messenger RNA from Mizuhopecten yessoensis (Yesso scallop), 4734 nucleotides. RefSeq names its product lactadherin-like. The record is from RefSeq and is a predicted model, not a curated record. Bases 598 to 2196 code for a protein of 532 amino acids. The transcript has 10 exons. NCBI's taxonomy places the organism in Eukaryota, Metazoa, Mollusca, Bivalvia, Pectinida, Pectinidae.
GCGGCGGUCUCUGUUGAUCAGCACUAAUGUUAAAGUAAACCGUCGAGAGGAACAGACGCGUUUGGGAUUUACCUCGGCCACUUAACCUAACACUACGUUCAGUCUGUGUAUAUUUGUGAAAUCGAUUAUAAUAUGAGAAGAAACGUUUUCGGGGAUUAAUAAGAAAACAUCACCGGGGUUUUUUCGUGUCUUUAUUUUAUAAAAAAAGGGGAGAAAAUCUCUGAGUUGUGGUUUUGUGUGUGAAGGUAUCGCCUCGGAUUAUACGGUAUACGUACAGUAUAUAACCAUACGGUGUUGCUUGUUUGCUGUGUUCACCUUUCGUACCAGGAUUUAAAAUCACAAAUAUUUCUGAGGAUUUCUUAUAACUUGUGCGAUUUUUAAAUAAAUAUCAGCUGGCAGAAGUGAGACCUGUAUUUUUGGUCCCGCUUGAAAACGAGAAAGAGAAAUUUUACUCUUUCGUGACACGUUGGAAUUUAUUCAAACCUGAUGUGAAACCAUCAACAACUUGGUGCCUGACGCACGACAGUAGGCCUGAAGUUUAAUAAUUUUUGUGGUAUUUCGAUAUUGGAUAUUAUUAGUGGAGUGUUUACAUUGUAGAUGGCGGGUCGACUGUGGCAGACGUGUCUUUUUGUCUACCUAGGGAUCGGGCUGGUGUUAGCUAAUGUAUGUACCAAUAUCGGUCCCCUUGGUAUGAUAACUGGUAACAUCAAAGACUGGCAGAUAACGGCGUCCUCGACGUAUCCUAAGUCAUGGGACAGAAAAUGCGACGUCAAAUAUGCACGUGUUUACCUUCCAAAUAAAUACGGUUGGUGCGCAAAAUACAAAUCCUCGUCCGAGUGGCUUAAAAUCGACCUUGGAGUAGCUGCUCGGGUAACGGGUGUGGUGAUCCAGGGUCGAGGUGACGGCAAGGAGUGGGUGACGACAUUUAAGGUGUCCUACAGUAUGGACGACUAUAACGAGGAGUACGUCACUGACCAAUACGGCAACCAUAGGGUGUUGGAGGGCAACACAGAUGCCUACUCUGUAAAGCACGUGUACCUGGACCGACCAAUCCUCGCUCGAUACGUCAAGUUUCACACAGUGGCCUGGCACAAACAUCCGAGCAUGCGCGUGGAGGUUCAGGGCUGUCAAUUGUGUAAAGAAUAUAUAGGCCUUCCGCCGUACGGCCGGAUCACAGCUUCCUCAUCCGGGAAACAACGCCGGAAGAGCUCGUGUCAGCCAGAAGACGGAACCGUUCUCAGUAACAAGGGCUGGUGCGCGAGGCACAGUAGCACUAACGAGUGGCUACAAGUAGAUGUUGGUCCUCCCACCCUCAUCACUGGUAUCAUUACCAAAGGACGAGCGGACAGUAAGAAACAGCACUGGGUCACUCGGUACAAGAUAUCCUACAGCAACGACACCCUGUUUUGGUACGAGUACAAAGACCCACAGCACACGGAGCCUCGGCUUUUCGGUGGCAACAGCGAUAAAAAUACAGAAAGAGUUCAUUAUAUCAACUCUCCGUUCGUCGCUCGCCACAUCCGUUUCCACCCUCUGGAAUGGCAUGGAAAGAUAAGCAUGCGUGUCGGGUUGUAUGGAUGUCCUCAUACAGGCGGCUGUGGUGAUGCCUUCAUGAGAGUGAACGAGGAUACACCGUGUGUUGAAAACCUGGCAUACAAGAAAGAGGCUUGGAUUAACAGCAAACGUCAUUACAAACGUCAUAUCCGGAACAGGAUCGUUCAUGGGCAUGCGUCGAGGGCUGUCGAUGGUAGGAUAGAUGUGAGUCUUUCUAGCUGCACGAUCCUCGAUAAUCUGUACGGCGACAACCCGAUCUGGACAGUGGACAUAGGCAAAAUUAGCCCUAUCUCCGGUGUAGUGAUUUACACAUGGCAGGAUGGCGUACCCGUACCUGCUGAACCAGCCGCCGUGGAGUCAACUGAAGGUGGUACGCCGUAUAAGGAUGAAAUGAUGAACAACUUGGAUCGGCUUAUCAUUUACGUGGAUGACAAAUCCAAAGGAGAAGAUGACUCGAGUGUUUCUGGAAAUAUGUGCGGAUAUGUGUCCAAAAUCAAUGGAGCGUUAUUCUCUCAGAAAAUCCAUGUACAAUGCGUGCGCCCCCAGGACGGUCGGUACGUGUUGGUAGAGGCGUGGGGUGCCUCCAAUAGUUGGAGCAGACUCUUCAGUGCUGUAUUAUGUGAGGUGAUGGUCUAUGCGUGAUCCGCUUAAUACUCCAACAUAACUACCAAAAAUAAUGUCAUAAACAUGGAAACUGUUCCAUUAGGAAUCAUAUUACCGUGUUUAAACUCAUUGUGAUAUUUCUUUUAACAGAAGAUAAACAUGCUUCUGAUUUCGAGAAAAGACGAAUAUUUAAAAACAAAUACUGCCAGUCAUCUGAAUAGAAGCAACUUUCAGAUAUACACGUGUUUUACAGGCCAACGGAAUAUAUAGCACGGCCAUAUGUUAGAACGGGAGGUUUAUCCAACUUCACGUGCAAAUAUAUUGUCAACUGCAUUAUGGGAAACAUGAAUAUCAGUAUUCGAUGUAUGUUUGCCUUUUAUGCAUUACAUCAAGGGUAUUAUCAACAACAUCGUAACACUUAUUAUGGAUACAAAACAACUGAAACCUGGCGUAUAUAGUUGGCUGCUUAUUUCGAAUGUGACCAUCAACCAUUGCACUUCGCAUGUGCUAGUGUUUUCUGAGAGAUUGUAAUUUAUUCUGUUUGGUUUAUACCGACACGAAAGUGACGAGAACCAAACGCCAUCUAGACAAAGGAUGAUGUUCUUGCUGACAAGGAUCAACCAAGAUGAUGGCGACUUCACGGGCCACGCCUGCUCUGUUCAGCGUGACGGUUCAAUGGACACGCGUCUACCAUACACGGUAGAAGCCAUCGAACCAGACAAUUCACUCGGGAAUAUGACAGUGCGAUACUCACAGUGGGAUAACAUGUACGGAGGAUAGUGAUGUGAAUCGGUGCUAUAUAAAGCGGAUUAUCCUAUAAGUACUAAGACUUGAAAGCAGAGGCACAUUGUACAGGUACUGUACACAGGUGUGCUGAAGCACUGUUACCUGAUGCGUGUCAAGCUGGACUGUACACAGGAGUAUAAUGAGAAACGUCACGAUUGAUGCGUUAUACAGGUGUGUUUUAGAACACAGACACUCCCACUGUUGGUAUCAAAGGAAGGAACUGCAACCCAGUUGAUACAGUGCCUAGAACUACACAAAAUGUUAUUGGACGUUAAUAUGCCACGAUUUCGAAGUCAACUCACGUGGAAGUUGCGUUAGGGUCCGUGCUAUUAUGUAUCUAAUACUUAUUCCUCUGUAGUGUAAACUGUUCAGCAUAUAGUCAGUUGUGUACGCCGUAUAUCGGUAUAUCACAUAGGUCACGUGUGUUAUUCGUCAUCAUAUGUGUGCAUGCGCAGAACUAACGGAUAUAGGGAGAGCAGAUUGUGAUGACCAACUCAUUUAAAACCGUAUUAUCAACCGAAUGUAUUAUAUACAAUAUCGCAUUGUCGUAAUAUUAAGGGAUAUGAGGUGUAUGAUAACAUUUUCUAUAACGUUUUCUGUCAAAAGUAUAACAUAAAUGCAUUUUUUAUUAUUCAUCGUUAUCGAAUCUCGAAUGUCUUAUUUUUUCUACGAUAGUUUCCCGUGCUUCUGGAGCAGAACAUGACGGCACUGUAUGUAAGUCUUAUCAUCAUCAGUGCAUACCCUAUUGUACCCAAUACCUGUCAGCGAAUAUCUCGUGUAACCAGGGUAUGUACUAACAUAUACACAGCAUAAUAACACGUGAUCGGUCACGUGUCAAUCGACCUAUACGACAAGUUGUAUCGAUUUCAUCAGCGCUAUAUAUAUAAUAAUAAUAAAGUAUAUUGAACGAGAAACCCGAUACGAUAUCGACGGGACAUCGCUAUGUGACAUAUGAAAACGGUGCACGAUUUAAUUGUGCAUUAUUAAUUAGAAAUUGUUAGGACUAACACAUUUGGAAGAUACUACCCGACAGCCUUGUGCGUUGUAUACAACUGUAUGGGGUAUCCAUACAUACGGGAACUUCUGUCCCGUCACAUGAAUGGUUGAUUAGAAUGAAAGUAUAUUAACUUACUUUUGAAAGGAAUUUCUCUGAAUAUUCAAGCCACUGCCAAAAAAACAACACUGACGUUGCACUGAAACAUUACCUCCAGUGAAUGGGUAAAAAUGAAAUGCUUGUACGUUCAGAGAAGUCUUUUUUGAAUAUGUGCGAGUGAUAUUCAAAAUUAAUUUGGUAUUUCUUCUACGAAAAUUGAUAUGUAUAUAACUGAGAAUGUGGUCUUUGAUACUAGUGUCUAGUGUAUGGACUGAAUAUUGUUGUACGGUUACCGUAGUAAUGCUUGUAAAUAGGUUAUUGUUAUCGAUAUUAUUUAUAUUUAUUCAUAUCGUCAUUGCGCAUGUCUGAGUGCUCGAGUGUUAGGUUCCGGUUAUCGCUACACAAAUGUUCUAGUUCGGUGCUUGACGUAAAAAAUAUAAUAUCAAAGCUGAUUAAAGUUUAAUUUGAUAUUUUUGAAUCGGUCAGUAUCAUUAUAUUUUCCAAAGAUAUCAAAAUAAAAUUUAGUUGUCUUUUAAAAAAUAUAAAGUUGACCUAAUCCAACCGACGGUCUCUAUUAAAAGCUAAAACUGAAGCAUUUGUGUGGCAAUACCCUGCAGAUAAAUGUGGAUGAAAAGUUUUGUUUUUGUAAAUUUCGUAUUAUAUCACAAGAAUAGUCCGAUGAUGAGUUUGAUUACAAA